Molecule: messenger RNA, 555 nt
Organism: Lingula anatina
Lineage: Eukaryota; Metazoa; Brachiopoda; Lingulata; Lingulida; Lingulidae
Product: putative nuclease HARBI1
Source: RefSeq, a predicted model, not a curated record
AUGACUGAUAUGGAGAAGAUGUGCUUCAGCAAGGCCUCUAUUGAUUAUAUAACAGAUUUGAUAAAAGAUGACAUCGCACCUGCUACCAACAGAAACCAUGCAAUCUCUGCGAGAGACCAAGUAAUGAUUGCUCUGCGAUUUUACGCAACAGGAUCAAUGCUGCUCGUUACUGGCCACACUCACAGCGUGAGCAAGGCUUCAGUAAGUCGCAUAGUGGCUCGUGUUUUGGAGGCACUGUGCAGAAGAAAGGAUGAUUUCAUAAAAUUCCCAACUAUACCUAAUGCCAAAGGAGAAGUGAGAAGAGGUUUUUACAAGAUUGGAAGAAUGCCUGGUGUAAUCAGAUGCAUCAACAGCACACAGUUAAAAAUCCAGGCUCCAUCUGAAAAUGAAGCUAACUUUGUCAACAGGAAAGGCUUCCACAGCUUUAACAUUCAAGCUGUGUGUGAUCACAAAGGCCCCAUUGGAAAUGAACCAGACUUUGCCAACAAGGAUUUGGAUUUGGUAGACCUGUUAGCCAUUGAGGUCACAGAUGGCAAGGAAACAUUCUUUCCCUAA